GUACGUGAUGGACGAGUUCGGCAGUGCCUUCCAUCACAACACCUCAGUAACUCAGUACGUGAUGGACGAGUUUGGCAGUGCCUUCCGUCACAGCGACCGACCCAACUUCCGCUGUGCGCCCUUCCUCUUCCUGCCGGAUGGCUCCUUCGCCUCUGCUCUCAGGUGGGGGGGAUGUGUUCUUAGCUACUCCAUCUUGUGGCCGGUGGCAGCAGUGCGGCCGGGGGAGGAGUGCACGAGGGACUAUCUCGCCGGGGUGGGGGAGGAGCACCAACGCUCACCCAAGCUGUGCGUGUGGUUCCACACGCCCUCAAGCGCCUUCCACCAAGCUUAUGAGCAGCGCCUGUGCAGGUUCGCAGCAGCAGCCACAAAGCACGCAGAAGCUACCGCUCUCCUUGCCUCUACUGCAUCCGACAAUAAAGAGGACAAGGGAGGAGAAGGAAAGGCGAGUGAAUCGGCAGACAAACCGGAGAGAACAGAAUUGGAGAAGCGGGUGUAUCGAGUGUUCACGGAUCUGCCCUAUGUCACUGACAACCUCUCCCGCCCCGAGUUUACUUUUGGCGUUUCGAGAGGCAACUGGGUUAAAGGAGAGGAGGAGCAAAGGAGAGCCAACUGGGCGGCUGGAGGUGUGAAUCUUCAUGCACGUGUUAACCCUCUCUCCCAAACAACCCCCAAUCCUCAAACCGCCCCCCCUCCCCCAGUGGACACCCCCAGCGAGGCGGACAUCAUCUGGACGAGCAUGCAGGUGGACGAUGCGUUCAGAGAGGCGGCUGGGCUGAAGGGGAGAAGGGAGAAGGGCGGGCCAGAGCCGCUUGUGAACCAGUUCCCGUUUGAGGCAUGCAUUGUCAUGAAGCAUCACCUGGCGAAGACCAUACAGCAGGUGCGUGGUGGAGACACAGGGAGGGCGGGGAGGGCCAAGUCACACGGCAACACGCGCCCCUGGUUACAAGACAAUUUCGGCUUGUACCCGGAGAGAAGAAACAUUGACAUGGUGCCGUAUGCUCUCCAGGCAUACGGCAACACGCGCCCCUGGCUACAGGACACAUACAACAUGCAGUCGGAGAUGGCAGCGCUGAUAGGGUGCUUUAAGGGGAGGGAGGCGGCAGCUGCUGCUGCUGCAGGGAAGCGGUUGACUGCCAGCUACGGAGGCAAUGAGGCACCUGAGAGUGAUGCAGGCAUGCGAUGGGAACUGGCAGCGCUGAUAGGGUGCUCUCAGCAGAGGGAGGCGGCGGCUUCUGCUGCUGCUGCUGCUGCUGCUGCUGCUGCUGUUGCUACUGCUGCUGCUGCUGCUGCUGCUGCUGCUGGUGGUGGUGGUGGUGGUGGGGGUCAAGUGAUUUGCAGCUAUGAGGACCGUGAGGUGGCUCAGAAGGUAGACCCCAAUCUGGACAACACGUGGAUCUUAAAGCCCUGGAAUCUUGCGCGCAGCAUGGAUGCAACAGUGUCGCGCCACCUGGCGCAGAUCGUACGGCUGGCAGAGACCGGGCCGGAGGUCUGCCAGAAGUACAUCUCCCGCCCCGCGCUCUUCCACGGGCGCAAGUUCGACCUGCGGAAGUGGGUUGGGUGGAAUGCUGCUUGCCUGCUGCCUGCUGAGCUCUUCCACGAGAGGAAGUUUGACCUGCGCUUCCUGCUGCUGCUCAAGCGGCUGAAGCCGCUGGAGGCAUAUUUCUCAAACGUGUUCUGGGUGAGUGGUAUGUCUGGCUGCUGCCUGCUGGUUGGUGGGUGGUUGCUUGAAGCGUCCCACAGCAAGGCAGACACUGGGCCGAAGGAGACGCCGGGCCAAGGCAGGGCAGAGAGCGGCCCCAAGGUCUGUCAGAAGUGCAUCUCCCACCCCGCGCUCUUCCACGGGAGAAAGUUCGACCUGCGCUUCGUGCUGCUGCUCAAGCGGUUGCGGCCCUUGGAGGCUUAUCUCUCCGACGUGUUCUGGGCAGAGGCUAGGCUAAGAGGGAGGCCAGACUCCCUCAAGGUAGAGAGGGGCCCCAAGGUCUGUCAAAAGUACAUCUCCCGCCCCGCGCUCUUCCACGGGCGCAAGUUCGACCUGCGCUUCCUGCUGCUGCUCAAGAAGCUGAGACCCCUUGAGGCGUACCUCUUAGACGUUUUCUGGGCUCGCAUCGCCAACAAAAAGUAUUCGCAAGCAGAGGACUCGCUGUCGGACUUCCAGACACAUUUUACUGUCAUGAACUACAGCAGUCACAAGUACGAGCACGUGCCAACACACGAGUUUGUGCAGGCAUUUGAGCAGGAGCACAGUGGUAUGGAUGGUGAUGACGUGGUAUGGAUGGGUGAUGACGUGGUAGUGACGUGGCAGUCCAUUUACCAAUCAGUGCAGAGAAUGUUACGGGAGCUGCUGGCGGCAGCUGUCACUGUUCAUCCUGAGAUGCAACCAGAUGACGACACCUGUCGAGCAAUCUACGGUGUGGAUGUGAUGCUGGAUGAUCACUUCCAACCCAAGCUUCUAGAGGGCGUUCUUGUCAAGGGUCAGAAGCUUGAGGCGGGUAAAGGAGCUGACUGUGGUGGGAAUGGGGCCGGAGAGGCGGUUGGAGGAGAGGUAAAGAUGGGCGAGGGAGGCGGAACAGGAGGGGGGGGAGAGUGGGGUGGGCGGGCCGGAGAGGGCGUUGGAGGCGAGAUUGAGGAUGGUGAGGGCCUGCUUGUCCUGGCAGAAGGCGGGGAUGGGGCCUGUGGGGUGGGGGACGAACAAGGAGAUAAGAGACGGGUCUUGAUGGGCCUGGCAGAUUUAGGGUUGGGGAUGGCGGGGGCUUGA
This is a messenger RNA of Closterium sp. NIES-65, 2755 nucleotides long. The record is from the annotation of a GenBank genome assembly. Lineage: Eukaryota; Viridiplantae; Streptophyta; Zygnematophyceae; Desmidiales; Closteriaceae.